CAUUAAAUCCAUUCCCCCAAAAACCAUAAAACCCCAAACAAAACUUUCAGCCGCCUUCAUUUCCACCCUAUCUUCCCCCAUUAAAACCCCUGCAAAAACCUUCAAAACUCAUCAAUGGCAACUCUCACAUCUUCAAAUCUCUCUCCAACUUACACUCCUUUCUCAAAACCCAUCUUCCCCAAAACCCCUUUCACUACCCUCCUCUCUCUCUCCUCUCCAAAACCCUCUUUUUCUCUCUCCUCCAAAACCCCCACAACUAAACCCACCUCCAUCAUACGCUGCUCCACAACUUCCCCACUCCAACGUCGACCUGAUUACAUCCCCAACAAAAUCCCCGACCCAAAUUACGUCAGAAUCUUCGACACAACCCUCCGAGAUGGCGAACAAUCUCCUGGAGCUUCCAUGACUCCCAAGCAAAAACUCGAGAUUGCUCGCCAUUUAGCCCGCCUCGGUGUCGAUAUCAUCGAGGCGGGGUUUCCUGCGGCCUCCAAUGCAGACUUAGAGGCCGUCAAAACGAUUGCAAUUGAAGUUGGAAAUUUUGUGGAUGAGUUUGGGUAUGUGCCCGUCAUUUGUGGGUUGUCUAGGUGUAAUAAGGCGGAUAUUGAUGCUGCUUGGGAAGCUGUUAAGUAUGCUAAAAGGCCUAGGAUUCAUACGUUUAUUGCCACCAGUGAGAUUCAUAUGCAGCAUAAGUUGAAUAAAACGAGAGAGGAGGUUAUUGAGAUUGCUAAGAGUAUGGUUAGUUAUGCUAGAAGUUUGGGGUGUGAUGAUGUUGAGUUUAGUCCUGAGGAUGCUGGCAGAUCAGAUAGAGAGUUUCUUUAUCAAAUUCUAGGAGAAGUUAUUAGGGCUGGAGCAACCACUCUAAACAUACCUGAUACCGUAGGUUAUACGGUCCCUAAGGAGUUUGGGCAAUUGAUUGCUGAUAUAAAGGCUAAUACACCUGGAAUUGAGAAUGUGAUCAUCUCAACACAUUGCCAGAAUGAUCUUGGGCUUUCUACUGCAAAUACAGUGUCUGGAGCAUGUGCAGGUGCAAGACAAUUAGAGGUAACAAUUAAUGGAAUUGGGGAGAGAGCAGGAAAUGCUUCAUUAGAAGAGGUUGUCAUGACCAUAAAGUGUCGUGGGCAAUCAUUGGGUGGUCUUCACACUGGGAUUCAAACAGAACACAUUGUGAAAGCAAGCAAGAUGGUAGCUGAGUAUACAGGACUUCUUGUACAGCCUCAUAAGGCAAUAGUUGGAGCUAAUGCUUUUAAGCACGAAAGUGGUAUUCACCAGCAUGGAAUGCUGAAACACAAAGGCACUUAUGAAAUCAUGUCUCCAGAAGAUAUAGGGCUUCAACGAGCUGAUGAAUCUGGUCUUGUUCUUGGAAAAUUAAGUGGACGACAUGCAUUACAAAAAAGACUUGAGCAGCUGGGAUACUUCUUUGAAGGCAAGGAACUUGAUGACGUCUUUUGGCGCUUCAAAUCAGUCGCUGAGAAAAAAAAGCAUGUCUUAGAUGAGGACAUCGAAGCCUUAGUAGUCGAUGAGCUUUUCCAGCCAGACUCUGUUUGGUCACUUGGUGAUCUCCAGGUCACAUGUGGAACUCUGGGGCUUUCUACCGCAACUGUUAAGCUCAUUUGUGCUGAUGGGAAGGAACAUGUUACUUGUGCAGUUGGAACUGGACCAGUUGAUUCAGCAUAUAAAGCUGUUGAUUCUAUUGUGAAGAUGCCUGUGACUCUGCUCGAGUACUCACUGUCCGCUGUAACAGAAGGUAUAGAUGCUUUAGCUACCACCAGAGUGUUAAUACGCGGAGAAAAUGGUUUCACAUCCACGCAAGCUAAUGGGGAGCAAAUUCGCCGAUCUUUCAGCGGGAGUGGAUCUGAAAUGGAUAUUGUUGUCUCGAGUGUCCGAGCUUAUGUUAGUGCACUAAAUAAGAUGCUAGCUUUCAAUAAUAAAUCUAGUCAGAAAGUUCUGGAAGGGAAUUCUCAUGUUUCUACCUCGGAUGUUUUACCUGCCGCUGCUGCCAUUAGCACUUGAAGGGUUCUUGCUUAAUUUCUGUACAAAUGUCAAUGUCUACAUUGUUAUGGAAUGGUGCCACUUAGUGUUCUACAUUGUGAAUAUUGACCAUAUGUUAUGGUCAUUUGUCACAGGAAACCAACCUUCGAAAUUCCUAGAAACGUUUCUGGGGAAGGCAUAGGUUCGACCGUUCCAUCGGUUUUCCCUCGUGUAAACUGUAACUGCUCCAUUCACCUAGACUGUAAACUUUUUUUUUUUUUUUUUUCUGAGGAAAGUAACUUCUUUUUUGAUAGACUGUAAGUUGUAACCUAAGAUUGACUUUCAGGUGGUUUUUUGAAGAGUUGUGUUGGGAAUAUCUUUGCACAGGAAUAAGAUUAACCAAUGUUUUCUGA
Messenger RNA from Beta vulgaris subsp. vulgaris (sugar beet), 2381 nucleotides. RefSeq names its product 2-isopropylmalate synthase A. Gene Ontology annotation, biological process: L-leucine biosynthetic process. Bases 115 to 2010 code for a protein of 631 amino acids. The record is from RefSeq and is a predicted model, not a curated record. Gene Ontology annotation, cellular component: chloroplast. Gene Ontology annotation, molecular function: 2-isopropylmalate synthase activity. The transcript is spliced from 12 exons. NCBI's taxonomy places the organism in Eukaryota, Viridiplantae, Streptophyta, Magnoliopsida, Caryophyllales, Amaranthaceae.